Molecule: messenger RNA, 5836 nt
Organism: Hemibagrus wyckioides
Lineage: Eukaryota; Metazoa; Chordata; Actinopteri; Siluriformes; Bagridae
Product: free fatty acid receptor 2-like
Exons: 2
Coding region: 362-1399 (345 amino acids)
Biological process (GO): G protein-coupled receptor signaling pathway; cellular response to fatty acid
Cellular component (GO): plasma membrane
Molecular function (GO): G protein-coupled receptor activity
Source: RefSeq, a predicted model, not a curated record
GGUUUUAUUCCUGUGGUAUAACAGGUGUAAUCCAUUACACUAACAGUGGUUAUGACAUCUUCCUGUGUUCCUCACACUGUCCGUUCUCUGAGGGGUUGCUCAGCAACGUUGUUUGGUGAGCUUAAGGCAUGAAGCUGGCAACAGGGGCUUAUUAAAUUUCCAUGGGUUGAGACACUGCAUCCAGCCUAUGAUUUGAUAAAGUAUUGAGAAUCGCUGAGACACGGCAGAGUGCACUUUGCUCACGUACUCCUCAGCACCAGCAGGACAGCUGCAGGACGAUAACGCUGCUUUUCCAUGCUACUGAUUUCUUCACAGAUUUGCAGCUGUUCACAGAUGCUUUGUGAAAGCUGGACUCAACACCAUGUUGGUCAGCCAGCUGCUCUUGCCAGUAUACAUCCUUACCUUCCUGAUCGGGCUUCCUGCCAACAUCCUUGCAUUCUGUACCUUCUGCCGCAAGGUCCACCGCAAACCUGCCCCCAUCGACAUCCUCCUACUGAACCUGACCAUCUCUGACCUCAUCUUCCUCACCUUUUUGCCCUUCAAGAUGAAAGAGGCUAUUGAUGACAUGAUUUGGAAGAUGCCAGAAUACCUGUGUCCCCUCAGCAGCUUCAUGUUCUUCUCUACUAUUUACACCAGCACCUUUUUCCUGACAGGAGUUAGCAUCGAACGCUAUCUGGGCAUUGCUUUUCCGAUCCAGUACUCUGUUUACCGUCGACCACUCUACGCCGUAAUUGCCAGCAUGAUCUUCUGGCUGGUCGGCACUCUGAACCUCAGCAUUGUCUACAUUGUGCCAUCUUUGCCUUCCAGCAACAGCAGUGAUAGUGACAGUUUAAACUGCAGCAUGACACCACCUUCAGAAAUGAAAUGCUACAACAACUUUACCCAAGAGCAACUCAGUAUUCUGCUGCCGGUGCGCCUGGAGCUCUUUGUGGUGCUCUUCUGCAUUCCUUUCCUUGUCUGUGGCUUCUGCUACAUUAAUUUCAUUCGAAUUCUCUCCCAGUUGCCUCACAUCAGUCGGCGGCGCAAGCUCAGGGCUAUCGGACUGGCCCUCGGGACUCUGCUGGUGUUCGCCGUCUGUUUCGGACCCUAUAACGCCUCGCACGUGGUCGGGUUCGUCCGGGCCGAGAGCGAGGACUGGCGAGAUCUGGCUUUGAUCUCUAGUACGCUAAAUGCCUGCCUAGACCCCAUUAUUUUCUACUUCUCAUCCGCAGCAGUACGAAGUGCAAUCAGUGGUUUUGUGAAAGGAAUGAAGGAGAAGAGUCAUGUACUGAAGUGCAGAAAGAUUCAUUGUUGCCCCAUGCUGGUCUCUGAGACUGAUAAAUAUAGAGACAGAGACACACCUCCACUUGACAACCAGAGACAUUCCUUAGGACAACUGGAAUUAGAAGGCGCUUUAUAGCUUGUUGUUUUAACUGCAUGACACCUCAUGACCUCUUAUUACAUUAUUAUAUGCUUGAUGUUAAAUAUGCAGCUGCCUGGACACCAUCUCAUAUGUGCAGAUAUACUGUAUCUGUAUCAGAGCUGUUCAGGAGCUUUCCAGCCUUCUACUGACUUAUCAUUCUCUUUGUUUACAAAUGACUGCAAAACUGGUGAGUUCCCUAACAUUUUUGUUAGAGGUAUUGUUCCGUUAGAUUUCCUACACCAAUGAUCUUACGAACUAAUGAGCUCUGUUUGAUUGCAGCAGCUGUUCAAUCAACUUGCCGUGUUUUCUUUAUUCAGAAUGGUCUUUAACAGAAUAUAACCUGAUACACUGUUGCAUGGUGUUUACUGGCAAAUAUAUGGUACAUUUGUAAGAACUGGAAGAAUUGACUCCAGAAAGUGAGCCAAGAAAAUACAACCUUCUACCUGAGAAUCUGAUUGGUGUGGUCUCUUGACCUACUUAUGUAAGUUCGAAAUAAACAUGACAUUAUCUGACUGAUUUAUCCUGAGAUUAUUGUGGUUAUAACAAGGACUUUUUGGAAGGAAUUUGGGGAAUUUUAUUUCAAACGAUCAAAUUCAAUAGACCAAGAAAACACUGAUAGGAUCAAGCAAUUAUUUAGUUCAACUUUACAUUUCAACAGGAAGCAGGCUGUGGAGCUUAUUCCAUCUCCCUGGAGAAAAAACGACAAGGAAAUCUCUUCUAAUUCAAUCCAUUCUUCAUACUUCAGACCAGACCGGACCGGAGAUGUACAAAUCAAUGUCGGCAUAUUGACGGUUCAAUCCUGUUUAAAACUUCACUCUAAUUGACUACAUUCAUUCAUCUUCAGUAACUGCUUCAUCCUGCUCAAGCUCAUGCUGGAUCCAGAGCUCUGGAAGUGAAGAAGGGCAAAUGUAGCCAUGUUCUGAACUAUGAUCAGCAUGUGUACACUUAUUUCUUCAAUUAAUUAUACCUAAUUUCCAGAAGAACAUCAUGUUUAAUAUAAAAACAUUGAAUAAUCUAAAAACAUUAAACACUAUUACACAUGGGUUUUGAACAUUUAAUUAAUGUUGCAUCCAAAACCAAAUCCAAACGCUCCCACUAUAAACACACUGAGUGCCAUAAAACAAAGAAAAAUUCAUUACAAUGCGCAAAGCAGCAGCAUCCAACAGUUCUGGUUGUAUCUAUGAACAGUGAAACCCUGUAGUGUUGUCUUUAGGGCAGAUUGGCAUUAAUGAAGACUAAGUGCAUCAGCUCAGUGGCGCUAAUCCAGUUAUAAUCAGCCCUGUUCUGGAGAAGAUUCUGAAGGGACUGAGUGGCCCUGUUAUCACCUUUACCAGUCACGGGAAUACAGAAGCUUUGGUCUCACACCAGAUACUGGGAUCUGUAAGAGUUUAAGGUAGGAUAUGACUACUAGUACAGCAGCAGCUGCUGGGUUCUUUCUUUAGGUGUCUCUUUGCUCUUUCAUCAAAGAUCCUCCAACAGAAGAUGUUCAUGGCUGCACUUGUAGUGCCAAUGCUCACUGUUCUUCAUCAUCAUAGCCUCCUAGGGUUGGAUCCAGCUGUUUAUUGUAAAUAAAGUCUCAUUUACAAGUACGUUGUUAUUAAAGCCCAGCAUUUUGAAACACAGGUCCAGUAGGGUGGUUUGUUCUGUGGAACUUUCUUCCCCUAGAUGCACACAGUGCUCGAGUAGUACAUACACUGGGUUGAGAGCAUGGGUGUAGCUUCUAAAUCCCACGACCCUCAUGAUUAUGAAUGGUUGGAAAUGGAAAUCCCUUUCAAAAGCCCGUCAACUGCGUUCUAUCUUAGUGGGGUUAUGGGCAUUGAAGCAGUUAAGACUGGAAAGUUCUGAUAAACCGGAUCAGGAAUGUUUAUCUGUAUAUUGAUGCUGCUGAUUAAGCAUUUGUCCAAGUGUGGAACUUUGGCAGGAAACUGCUUUAUUUUGAUGAAGUCUGAUUUAACAAUACUUAGUGAAGCAUGUACUCAAGUACUGCUCUGUUCCGAUCCUGAAAUUCCAUGUACUAUGAAGUCAGAUUAAUGACAAAAUGCCAAAACAGAACUAAACUAUCCCAAAAGCCACUGCCAUCAUAUGAGUUCGUUCCUAAAACAUCUGCAAUUUGUAGCAUUGAUUUCGUUUGAUUUCGGGGUAUAUUGUAUACGUGUGUUUGUACAUAAUCUUUUGGUGAAGGAUGACUUUUUGAACAUGAAAUGUUUGAAUGCAAACAUCUGGACUCUAUAUGAUAAUAUAAUUAUCCUUUGACAUGCUGAGGCUCAGCCUAGUGUAUGGGAAACGUGACAUAGGGGAACUGUCUUAGAACAAAGAGAACACAAAGAGAGGUGUGUUUAUCUUACCUCAGAGUAUUUACCCCAUUCAAUUGUGGUUACUAUUAUCAUGAGCGUAGAUGACAUUUGGGAAAACAUUGUGUUUUACCUGGCCUUUGUGAAGCACAUGCAUAGAAAUACACAAUCCUGAACUGAACUGACCAUACAUGAUUUGCCAAAACAUACUGAAAAAGAAUUGUUUAAAAUGAUGAUUAUUAUUCUUUAACAUUUUUUUUGUUUGUUUGUUUGCUUUUUGGACUUAAAUGAACAGCUAUGGCAUGUAGAGUAUCCAUUUUGGAGAUCAGUCACCUAGUGCAUGUGACAGCAUUUUGUUAACAGUUUCAAAAUUUGGGGUAUGAAAAUGAUGGUGAAUUGCUGUGAUCCAUAGUUUUUGUUUGUUAGACAUCAUGGCGCCACCUAGUGACUAUUUUAUGUAGCAUUACAUGAUCUUUGUGUGUUAGUGGGCGGAGUGAGUGAUGCAGCAAUAUUAAAGAUAUUAAAUUUAUGCAAAUGAGAAGUACAACGAUCUUCCACUGGACACUUUUUUCGACAUGUAGUAUGUAGAAUAUAGACGCAGGCUAGAAGAGUUUCCAGUUCCCACACUUUUUCAUUACUAAUAAUGAAAUUACCAAAGUUUUCAUCGACGUUAUAGUUUCAUCAUAGCUAUCAGGAAAAGAACGUCAGUUUCCACUAGCAUUGAUGCUAACUACACUAUGUUGCCAAAGGUUCUGGGAUGGUUGUCUUUAAAUGCACAUGAAUUUAAUAUGGAGUUGGCCAGCAAUAACAGCUUCAACUCUUCUGGGAAGGCUUUCCACAAGGUUUAGGAGCGUGUUUAUGGGAAUUUUUGACCGUUCCUUUUUGUGAGGUCAGGCACUGAUGUUGGACGAGAGGACUCCGCUCUAAUUCAAGAUACAAUCCCAAAGGUGUUCUAUGGGGUUGAGGUCAGGCCAAUCAAGUUCCUCCACACCAAACUCACUCAUCCAUGUCUUUAUGGACCUUGCUUUGGUCACUGGUGUGCAGUCAUGUUGGAACAGGAAGGGGUCAUCCCCAAACUGUUCCCACAAAGAGCAUGAAAUUGUCCAAAAUGUCUUGGUAUGAAGCUGAAGCAUUAAGAGUUCCUUUCACUGGAACUAAGGGGCCGAGCCCAACCCCUGAACGCAAUGAUUUAAUGCGGUUGUCCCAAAACUUCUGUCAAUAUAGUGUAGCUCUGAAGAUAUGAGAUGAUCUUCAUGCCUCAUAUUUUAUAUUUUACCAUUUUAAUUCAUUUGCAUUACUUGCUUUACAAAAUGAUAAAAUUACUAGAUUAGUUACAUUUGAUUGCUGAUAGCAUCCUUUUGCUGAAGGGAAAUGGUUGUGUUCUUACUUACUAUGUUCUUAGUAAAAUCAUUAGAAUAUUCUGUUGUGACUGUAACAGCCUUCACUGCCAACAUCCUGACCCCCGUUCUUGGUUUGUUCCUCCUCAGACCACUCACUACUGCUGACCAGGAGAACCCUAUAAACCUUGCAGAAGCUCUGAUCCAGUCAUCUAUCUACAAUGAUGACACUCGUGAUAGUUGCUCAGGUCUUCACACCUGCUCAUUUCUCUCUUAUCCAACACGUUGAUUAUGUCUGUUUGCUUACCGUCUAAUAUAUCCCAGACCUUGACAACACAGCGGCUAUGAUAUAACCAACACUUCAUCUCUGAGUGGUCAUAAUGUUUGGCUUAAUAUUUAGCAGUUCUAACUUCUGAUCGCUCGUGAUCAGAGCUCAGUAACCAGACUUCAGAAGUGGCUUUGAACUUCAUUUUAGCUGGAAGGAAUUUUUGUUAACUCUACAAUGAAAAUUGAAAUUAUGCUGAUGCUCAAAAGCUCCUGAUUACACAACUGCACUCGAUAAUAUACAGUUACAGAAAGGAAGUGAUUUAUAAUCACUCUCUCUGGUGUCACCCAGAUAAAGACGAGGUUCCCUUUUGAGUCUGGUUCCUCUUCCUCAUAUCGCCUCAUGGAGUUAUUCCUCACCACUGUUGCCUCUAGCUUGCUUAUUACUGAUAAACGUUAUAUAAUAAAAUGUUUAACUUUACAAUUUUAUUCUCACUUUUUAUUUCUUUAAAAGUUGCUUUGCAACAACGUUCAUCGUUAAC